Ficedula albicollis (Collared flycatcher) is the source of this 1436-nucleotide messenger RNA. It is a transcript of the gene IQCC, whose product is annotated as IQ motif containing C. The transcript has 3 exons. Lineage: Eukaryota; Metazoa; Chordata; Aves; Passeriformes; Muscicapidae. The annotation marks the transcript as partial. The record is from RefSeq and is a predicted model, not a curated record.
UUUGGGCAGCCCUCCCCAGGAAAGCCCUUGGAUCCAGGGGAUGCUGUAAAGAAUGAGACCAUUCCCAAAAAAACCCUGAAGAAGCCGGAUCCCCCUGGAGCAGAGCGGGCUGGGAGCUUUGGGAACAUCCCCUCCUCAGCCCCUCUGCCCAGUGGGACAACCCCAAAACCCCCAAAUUUGGGGUCUGGUGCUGAUAAAAACCUGGAAAAGGAGGGAAGAGCCCUGGCAGGGAGCCAGGAGUGGGACAAGGACAGCGUGACCUCGGAAUGGGACAGCAGCCACCUCGGAGCCAGCCCAGAAAUCCCAGCAGACCUGCAGGGCCUUCCCCGCUCAGAGCUGCAAUCCCACAGGAACCAUCUGCUGAUGGAGCUGCUGUGGAUCCAACAGGCCAUUGCCAGCAGGAAACACUUCCUGAUGCUGAAACAGAAGCUGGGAAUUCCCAACCACUCUGGAAUUCCUGAGUUUUUGGAUUGGUGUGGAGAAGCUCUGGAGCAGCAGCACAAGUCCUGAUGUGACAGUGGCAGCUCCAGCUCCCUGGCAUGUUUCUCACUCCAGAAAAACGCGGGAUGAAAAAUCCUUUUUGUGGAUAUUUGGUGCAAGCAGGAUGAAUCAUCAGCCAGGGGGGUUGUGGAGUGUCCUGCAGGGAUCCAUCCCAUGAUAUCCCAGUUUUUCCUUGGCUGAGCUGGAUGAUCCAAGUGGGAAAUGGAGCAUUUUCACUUCCAGCUGGUGCUGUUGGUGCUGGAGUGGCUGAAGGCAGCAGGGACCUGCAGGAACGAGCUCUUCCCGCAGAACUGUGUGGAUUCCACGUGGGAAUCCCGGUGGUUGGGAUGGCUCUGCAAUAUCCAGCAUCUCCACAGGGGGGAUUUUUGGGAACGCUGAAGUGCUGAGUGGGGAGGAGUUCCUGUGCAGGUGGGGAGGGAGGGAUGAGGCUCAUUCCUGUCUGAUCCCUGGGAUGAGGCUCAUUCCUUCUGAUCCUUGGGAUGAGGCUCAUUCCUGCCUGAUCCCUGGGAUGAGUCUCACUCCUCCCUUUCCUCUGGCUCUGGGAAUUUUCUCCUGGGGCAGAGCCAGGAAAGGACCUGGUACUUUGUCAAUUCCUUCAGCUCAGGGAUGUUCCAGGUCCCUCAGAAAGGGAUUUCCCACGUGGUGCUGUGGUUCCCUGCCCUAACCCUUGUGUGGACACAAGAUGUGAAUCCUUCUGUUCUGGAAUUAUUUUUAUUUUUUGGGAAUAAAAAAAAAAAAAAACAACUUUUCCUGAUGUUGAACCUGUUCCUGCCUGGCUUCCUGAUUUCUCCUGGGCAGAACCAGGUGGGUCCAUGGCUGAGGUGUCCAGUGGGUUUGGCCAGGACAGGACAGGACCUUUGGGAUUUCCCAAAUGAUGCCAGGGGGGUCACAAUGCUGAUCCAUAAAUCCUGGUGGGAACCUGCUGGCUGCUCCUG